UGGUCUUAUCACAACAUCAACAGGGCGUUUCAGGCAGUGCUCAUACACACAUGCACACACACACACACGCACACACACAGUAGCAUUAGAAUCGGUCCACCCUGAAUGGGACAACAGUUCCUUUCCAUAGAGACAACAUGAAAUGUUGAUUUGGUAAAAAUGAACAAACCCAAAAUGGCCACAGAGAAAGGUGUUCCCAGUAACUCCAGGGUCCUGAUGCUCCUGGGUCAACUGGAGAGGAUGACUGGAGAGGCCAUGGUGAAGGAUGUUGAAACAGCACGACAGGUCACUGCAAAGAUACUUCAUCUCAUACAGACGCAGGAGAAGAGUGGAAAAGAGGUGAUGUCCAAAGGCUCCAGUGGCAUGGAGGUCAUCCUGGCUUCACUAGAGAACACCCGGGAUGUCCAGACCACCCUGAACAUCCUGUACAUUCUCAGUGAGCUGCUGUCUGUGGGCAGAGGUCGCAGGGUGGCAGUAUUUGUGUCUAAAGGAGGAACAGGAAUAUUAUUCCAGAUUCUGAUCACUGCCGGUAAAGAGUUGCCUCCUAGUGAGGAACUCAUGCUGCAGCUUCACUCACUGCUGGCAAAGGUUGGCCCGAAAGACAGAAAGUUUGGAGUGAAGGCGCGUUUGAGUGGAGCUCUGAACGUCACAGUCAACUUAAUGAAACAGAACCUACAGAAUACCAAACUGCUUCUGCCCUGCCUCCAAGUUCUCAGGGUUUACUCUACCAACUCGGUGAAUUCUAUUUCUUUGGGCAAGAAUGGAGUUGUGGAGCUUAUGUUCAAGAUUGUUGCUCCGUACAGCAAGAAGAACACCAGCCUGCUAAAGGUAGCUCUGGAUGCACUGGGAGCACUGCUCAAAUCCAAAACCAAUGCUCGCCGUGCAGUGGACGGCAGACAUGUGCCUGCCUUGCUUGCUCUGUACCUGGAUUGGCAUCGCAACGACACACGCCAUCGCCAUAUGCUAAUUCGCAAAGGGUUGCUGGUCUGCCUCAGGAAUAUCACCAACAUCAAGCUUGGCAGGAAGGCGUUCAUAGAGGCUGAUGGCAUGAGGAUCCUCUACAACUCAUCCACUGAGUGUCUCCCGGUGCGGACUCUGGAUCCUCUGGUCAACACUUCAAGUCUCAUCAUGAGGAAGUGUUUUCCUAAGAACCGUCUGCCUCUGCCCACCAUCAAAUCGGCCUUCCAGUACCAUCUGCCACACAUACCUGCUGUAGGACCUGUGGCACAGCUGUACAGCCAGCCUCCUGAGGGAAGAACAAGGCGUCAGCUCAGCGGCAAGCCCUUAAAGAAGGUGGAUGAUGUGGUGGAUGACAGUGAUGAUAAUGAGGAGACAGAGGCAGACACAGAGAACGAUUCUGAAAAUGAAGAGGAUGAGAAGGAUCAUUGCACUGCGAAUGAUGACAUAGAGACGGACCUAAACAAGCUACAUCCCAAAAAGACCCCUGGCCGUCCAUUCGAGGAGUUGAGAGUCUAUGAGAGAUUCUUCCUGGAGCUAUCUGAAGACUUUCAGGGGUAUAACUUUGAAUGCUCAAAGAGUGCCUCUACCACAUCUACAUCAUCAUCGUUCUCAUCAUCGGCCUCAAGUCGCUCCACUCGACCAAUCAUAGUGCCCACAGCUCAAGCCCUGUCACCAAAGCACGCCCCCAUACCGAGUUCUCAGGACGAUUGCCACCCUACCAAAGGACAACACACUCAGACGUCUCCCUCUGCUCCCGCUCUUACUCCCACUGCUCCUCUAACACCUGUCGAACUGGACACCAUCCACCUCACCAAGGACCAAGCCAAAAAAGAGGCGGCCCACAUUCCUUCCGCAGAUGGACAUGCGACCUUGUCCUCCCUCACCAGGCCUCCUUCUCAAGGGCAGAGGAUAGAACAGGAACUAGCACAUGUGUUGGAGUGUGUCUCUCUAGAAGAGGAGGGGGCUCUGAAUGCAGAAGAAGAAAUAAAGGGAGUCAAACAAGAGGGAUCUCCAGUCAAUGCCACGAGAACCAUACAGUCUCCUCUGCUCUUGGGAGGUAUCACAACACGUCGUGGGGGAGGAGGAGGCAGUAACUGGGGUUCAGAUUGUGGCUCAGAGGGCGCUGAAGACGAAGGAGGGGAAGGAGCAGUUCUGGAGGUGCCAGACACGGCACUGCUCCUCUCGCUGCAUGACCCUGACCUUUACGUGGCGAUGGUGAAGGGAACACACUCUGUACCCCAGUAUGCUGAAGUGGCUUACCCAGACUACUUCGGCCAUGUAGCCCCAACUUUUAGGGAACCCCUCGUGGAGAGAGUUUAUGGUGUACAGAGGUCUAAGAUAUUCCAGGACAUUGAGAGGUUGAUUCAUCCUAAUGAUAUCCUGGAUAAAGUAGUUUACGACCUGGACAUUCCCAGUUGUCCCGUGAUUGAAGACGAUGGCGAAUCGCUGAAGUUCAACUCUCAGUUUGAGUCUGGCAACCUCAGGAAGGCAGUUCAAGUUAGGAAAUAUGAGUAUGACCUUGUGCUGAAUUCAGACAUCAACAGUAAUCACUACCACCAGUGGUUCUACUUUGAGGUGAGCGGCAUGCGUGUUGGAACUACCUACCGCUUCAACAUCAUCAACUGUGAGAAGUCAAACAGCCAGUUCAACUACGGCAUGCAGGUGCUGAUGUACUCUGUGCAGGAGGCCAUUAGCGGCAGGCCUCGCUGGGUCAGAACAGGAACAGACAUCUGUUACUACAAGAAUCAUUUUGCGAGGAGCACCAUUGCAGCUGGUGGUCAGAAAGGAAAGUCCUAUUAUACACUGGCCUUCAGCACAAGCUUCAGCCAUAAGGAUGAUGUCUGCUACUUCGCCUAUCAUUACCCUUAUACUUACUCCACUCUUAAGAUGCACCUGUCCAAACUCGAGGCUUUGAGGACCCCUCAGAUCUACCUGAGGCACGAUGUCCUGUGCGAAACCUUGGGGGGAAACAGCUGCCCCCUUCUAACCAUCACUGCCAUGCCUGAGUCUAACUCCAAUGAUCACAUCUGUCAAUUUAGGAAUCGUCCAUUGAUGUUCCUGUCGGCUAGAGUGCACCCUGGAGAGACCAAUGCCAGCUGGGUAAUGAAGGGUACACUGGAGUUCCUGAUGGGCACAAGCCCACUGGCAGCCAGCCUGAGAGAGGCCUACAUCUUCAAGAUAGUCCCCAUGCUCAACCCUGAUGGCGUUGUGAAUGGAAACCAUCGUUGUUCUCUGAGUGGAGAGGAUUUGAAUCGCCAGUGGCAGAGCCCCAAUCCUGAGCUCCACCCUACCAUCUACCACACUAAGAGCCUGCUGCAGUACCUUGCACACAUACAAAGGGCACCACUGGUGUUCUGCGACUACCAUGGUCAUUCCAGAAAGAAGAACGUAUUUAUGUACGGCUGCAGCGUGAAGGAGACAGUCUGGCAGUCCAAUAUCAGUGCUACAUCCAGUGACCUACAGGAGGACCUUGGAUACAGGGCACUUCCUAAGAUCCUCUCUCAGAUCGCCCCGGCCUUCAACAUGGCGAGCUGCAGCUUUGUCGUGGAGCGCUCCAAGGAGUCGACCGCCCGCGUUGUUGUAUGGAGAGAGAUAGGAGUACAACGCAGCUACACCAUGGAGAGCACGCUCUGUGGUUGUGACCAGGGCAAAUAUAAGGGUCUUCAAAUUGGUACCAGAGAGCUGGAGGAGAUGGGAGCUCAGUUCUGUGUGGCCCUGCUGAGGCUGAAGAGGCUCACAGGGCUCCGCAACCACCAACACCUGCUGGAUUUGGAGAGCGACAUCAUUGGGACACAGUCUAAAGUGGUCAGCAGCUGCCCCACUACCUAUGUGAUGGAGGAGGAUGAGCCGUCCUUUCUUGAGGCGAUAGACUACAGCGCAGAGAGCAACGAUGAGGACGCUGAGCCUGAAAAUGAGCACGGCAGCGAAGUCCACAAGAAUCCUGAUCACCUCGAUCAGCUGUCGGACUUUGAGACGAAUCACAGGGAUUAACCCUGAGGUGUUCACCUCCCCUAUACCUGGCAGUUCGAGCUUAUAACUAGCCAAUGCUAGGAUUGUUAGCUGAUCCCAAAUACAAAAAAUAAAUAUUCAGAACCCACACUUCUCACUUUGACUGGUGAAUGAAUAGCUUCAAUUUACACCUGACCCUAUUGUAUAGACACUUUAUGAGGGUAUUUAGGCCACACUGGCACCACUCAGGUGCUCUUCUCCCAGAUGAAUUGAUUUUUGGCCUACUGGAGGCUCCUGAAGGUGUGUACUCCAUCUACCUUUCCCUUCAGAUAGGUUCGAUAUAAGCCCUCGGUAAGAAUCAGGAUGGAUUUCAAUGAAUGUUCUCACCUUUCCCCAUCACACUAUAACCUCCACGAACUGUAACCGCUGACCACAGACACCAUAUAGCCUCUGGGAUUCACAUAUAGCUAGCCAGAGCAGCAAACAGCAGGCACCGCCAAUCUUUAACUCGAACCCUUGUCCGCUCGCUCAUUUUUCACAGCCGAUCUCAUAGUAAGCAAAUGACAAGGCUGUGGUAAUGUAAUAGAGCCAGUGGCUUCUGUAGGUACUGUUUUCGAAACCCCUCAUACCUUUGACACUGUUUGAUUAAAACACUUGUGAUUGCAGGAAACUGGAUCUCCCAUACUGACCAGCUUAGAGAUUCAACCCACCUGCCGUCUUAUUGCUUUUCCUUCUUUUCUACAGUCUCAUCCUGCACUUUUUACUCAUUUUGUUGGUUUGGGCCUUCCCUCUUCCUUCCUUCCAUCCUGACAAGCCAAGGUAUUGUUGUCUAAAUCGGAUGCAGGGAUAACCAAACAGCUCCGUAUCUUAGCUUAGCUGCUACUUAACAUCAGUCAUCCCAAGUAUCUCAUGUACUAGAACCUACUCAGACAUGACUACACUUGAGUUAUAAACUCACUCCCUCUCCUCUUUAACCCAUCACUCUUUGGUCACAUUGUGUGUGGGCCGAUAACCCACGUGCUGUUUGCCUUGCUUUAUCCAAAACUGAAACUAUUUAUAUCACUCAAAUGUAGAAUGUUCACGUCUUUAUCAAGACAAACCUUGUACUAUACAUGAAACGCAGAUAUAAACACACACCACAAACUAACUAACACAGGUGCGGUUGAGUUUCUUGGUAACGCACAGUAGCAAAAUAUGAAUAUGGAAUAUAAAAUAUCCACAUGCACUGUUGUUGUUUUCUUUAUUUUUAAUAAUAGAUAGUAUUAUAAUGUUAGUCAAAGCAGUGAUGAAACAAGACGCAUGAGCUGCAGAGAGCAGAACACCCUUUUGCACUUUGGAUAAACACUAUACAUGCAAAACAAAGACAGAAACAAACAAUGAGAACAAAACAUCACUUUACAACAUGUCACAGUUUGCAAACCUCAAAUUCAGUCACCUCAUUAGUUUUUAAGUUCUCAUAGCCCAGCCAAAAGCUGAUGGUAACUUUGCUGUGAUGUUUUAAAAAUUAUACUGGAAUUUUGUUUUCUUUGUAUCCUUGCCUCCAAUGUUAUGUGUACAUUUUGUGAAUUUGCUUAGGAGAGACCCAUGCAUAAAAACAAAUGGUGCUUUGUAAUGAGAGUAUACGGUAGUUUAUUGGCUUUUUUCUUUUUCUGAUCAUGAAGAUGAGGAGAAUUUCUCUUGCAGUUGUACAGCUAGUGCAUGGCUAUUUUCUUUUGUUUUUAUUUUGUAAUUUAUUAAGUAUUGUUUCUGGGAUGCAACCUGUAUGUAUAUGAGGCAUUUUCAGUGUGAGUAUAAGAGUGUGCAUUUGUGUGUGCGUGCGUGUGUGUGUGCGCGCUUGCGUGCGGGCGGGCGGGAGGUUUAAGUUAUUCCAUUAUUCAGUUUAGCUAAUGCUCUUAGAGUGUGUUUCUUCUUUCAAUUUGAUUAUCCCCUCUCACCCUCCUUCACUCUCCCCAAUCAUUUUCUCUCUUUUCUUCCCUCUAAACCUCUUUCAUUCCUCUUUUUCUGACUUUCUCUCAGCUCUACUUCCUUUUCAGAUUUUAGUCAUGAACACCCAUUGCUCUGCGGUGUGUGUGUGUGUGUGUGUGUGU
Messenger RNA from Xiphias gladius (swordfish), 5996 nucleotides. It is a transcript of the gene agtpbp1, whose product is annotated as ATP/GTP binding carboxypeptidase 1. The coding region runs from base 160 to 3951 and encodes 1263 amino acids. The transcript is spliced from 27 exons. Gene Ontology annotation, molecular function: zinc ion binding; metallocarboxypeptidase activity. The record is from RefSeq and is a predicted model, not a curated record. Gene Ontology annotation, biological process: proteolysis; C-terminal protein deglutamylation; protein side chain deglutamylation. Lineage: Eukaryota; Metazoa; Chordata; Actinopteri; Istiophoriformes; Xiphiidae.